AUGCCUGUGUAUGCAAAGAUGAUGAAGGACUUGAUGUCCCGCAAGUUCGACUUCCAAGACUUUGCCACGGUUACACUGACUCAGACCUGCAGUGCUGUUGUGAUGAGACCCAUAGCUGAGAAGUUGUCUGACCCAGGGAGUUUCACAAUCCCUUGCACAAUAGGAAACCUUGCAUUUUCCAAGGCACUGAGAGCUUUAAUUGAUUGUGAAAUUGGAGAGCUCAAGAUGAGAUUAAAUGAUGAAGAGAUAACAUUCAACGUGCAGAAACCUAUGCGCAGACCUAGUGAAAUUGCCAAUUAUUCUCUAAUAGAUGCGGUAGAUGUAGUAUUGGAGGAGGGCAAUGAAGCAUUGAACGUUAAAGACCCCCUAGAAGCUUGA
Messenger RNA from Nicotiana attenuata, 378 nucleotides. RefSeq lists its product as uncharacterized. The record is from RefSeq and is a predicted model, not a curated record. Bases 1 to 378 code for a protein of 125 amino acids. The transcript is spliced from 2 exons. Lineage: Eukaryota; Viridiplantae; Streptophyta; Magnoliopsida; Solanales; Solanaceae.